AUGAGCGACGAGGAGGAGGACGACCUUGGCAUCAAGCCGGGUACCGUCAUAGAUUCAAGCAAAUCAAACUAUGUCGUCAUCACAUUACUCGGUGAAGGUGGAUUUGGAGCUGUUUACAAAGUUCAUGAUCAAAAAGAUGAAACGAAGAUCUAUGCGAUGAAGGUGGAGAAGAAACUAGAAACGAGAAGACACUCCAAAUUGAAAAUGGAAGUGAGUCAACGAUGA
Strongylus vulgaris is the source of this 225-nucleotide messenger RNA. The record is from the annotation of a GenBank genome assembly. NCBI's taxonomy places the organism in Eukaryota, Metazoa, Nematoda, Chromadorea, Rhabditida, Strongylidae.